AUGUCGGUUCCAUGGAAUGUCACGGUGUCCUGUCAAACAGACAAAAGCGGACCAAGUAAACCACGGGGUAGGAAACAGCACAGGUCAUCAGCUGCCGUGAUCGCCGAAUUCAUAGAAAAAUGCGACCAAGAGGACAUCCAGAAGAUGUACGACGAUUUCGAUGAUUCGUCAGAUGACGAGGAGGAUAUUUAUGAAAACAUAAAACUUCAGAAGGGUGUCAUUGAAAGUGUUCGGUUUCAGCCUUGGAGAAUGGCGAAGAAGUUCAGACUCAUCAGUUUUGCAAAAUCAUAUGUGGAGAAACAUGAAGGCCAGUUGUCGAGAGGUCGAGGGUACCAGGAAAAGGGCGCUCGGGCCUGGAGACAGUUUAGGCGCCUGGUUUACCGACACGAUGGCUUUUCUGACACCCUGGGAGGUGAGGGUGAAAGCGAUCGAAAUUAUCGAGGCCAUUUCGGGACAGUGGUGGCAUCCUACUUCCUGUUCCUGAGGUGGCUUAUCUGGAUCAACGUCUGUCUCAUGCUUCUCCAAGUCUGUUUCGUCAUUGUUCCGGAGCUGAUCGUGGGAAAUGCUCACGGAAGUCUUGGGCGUAAAUCCGUUCCCGUGUCAGAGCUGGAGACAUCACAAGAUCUAGAAACCAUCUGGGACGCCGAGGGGAUAGUGAAGUACUCCGCGAUGUUCUAUGGCUACUACGGCAGUGAGCGAGUGAUCGGCCGAGGUUACAGACUACCCUUGGCUUACCUUGUCACCGGCUUUACUACCUUCGCCAUCAGCUUCAUCGUGGUCCUCAGAAAAAUGGCGUCCAAUUCCCGACUGAGUCGGCUAUCAAAUGAGGACGAGCAGUUUACCUUCUCUUGGCGUCUGUUCUGUAGCUGGGACUUCACCAUAGGAAACACGGAGACAGCCAACACCAAGACAGCAUCCAUAGUGACAACCUUCCGGGAAGCUAUACUAGAAGAAAAGGAGAAAGAAAAAGACGUUAACAAGUAUAGGUUGAUGGUGCUGCGGGUCCUUGCCAACGUGUGUGUAUUGCUAAUGCUAGGAGCCAGUACCUACGCUAUACAGCUCUGUGUGGAGAGGUCCCGCCAGCUUGACAUCCGUAAACGUCGCGGUCAAGUCGUCACGGGAUUCUGGCAGGAAAACGAGCUUACACUAGUGAUGACCAUUAUCUCGACGAUCUUUCCCAACAUCUUCGACUUGUUUGCUGUCUUGGAAAAGUAUCAUCCCCGAGUUACUCUCCGAUGGCAAUUAGCCAGGAUCUUUGCUCUGAACCUCUUAAAUCUGUACACACUAUUUAUAGCACUGUUCUGGAAACAACAGGAUAUGAAAAAAGAACUUGAAGAAAAACUAAUCAACAGUACGAGCUGUGAACAAACCACGUCCAUCCUUCCAGUAAAUAUCACCACGCAGUCAACGGUAUUCGUCAACAACUUCACCUCACCCCUGUCGACCGUUGACGCCACUCUUUGUAGUGGCACGGUGUCUGAGGAAAUGGCCGCGGAUCUGUGUUGGGAGACAAUGAUAGGACAGGAAGUAGUGAAACUGACGUUGAUGGAUCUGAUAGUAGUGGUAGGUCAGAUCAUCGUACAGGACUUCAUACGGGGACUUUUUGUCCGCUACUGCAACGCUAUGUGCUGCUGGGACAUGGAAAAACAGUUCCCGGAAUACGCCGAUUUCAAGACUGCUGAAAAUCUACUCCAUCUUGUGAAUAACCAGGGAGUUGUUUGGUUGGGACUAUUUUUCGCUCCUGGUCUUGCCGUUCUUAAUCUGCUGAAGUUGCUCGUGUUAGUGUAUGUGAGGAGCUGGUCUGUCAUGGUCUGUAACGUUCCCCAGGAGGCCAUUUUCCGGUCGUCACGCUCCAAUAAUUUCUACUAUGCCUUGCUGUUGGUGAUGUUGUUUCUCACUAUGCUGCCUCCUCUGUUUGCCAUUGUGGCUUUGGUUCCGUCUCCGCACUGUGGACCGUUCAGCGGCCAGCAACAGAUAUUACGUACACUGACGGAUACGAUUGAACAGGAUCUGCCCAGUGUGGCAGGAGUGAUCCUGGCAUACACCUCAUCUCCCGUCGUCAUCCUCCCGCUUUUUCUGCUGUUCGGAAUGCUUAUAUAUUAUCUGACGGUUGUGAGCCAGUCUCUCAGAGACGCCAACAAGCAGCUCCGUGUAGCGCUGGAAUAUGAGCGGACCGAGGGGAAGAGAAAGAUAUAUGCAAUGGCGGACGCAACAUGGGCACUGAAGUCGGGCGGUCAGUCAACCAAUAACACACGUGAGGCAGGAGGGCGAGGGGGUCCGAAGAUGGGACCAAAGAGGAAGCAAAGGGGGCUAGGCGAUGCCGCAAUGUCCAUGCUGGCUGCAACAAGGGUGGCAAAGAUAUUAUCUGCUGGUCCAAAGUCUAAGAUAGGACCCUCAAGUACUGGGCCCGCUUUAAAACCGCCAAAGAGAUGGAACACUGGAACUGGAUCUAGUAAAAUUCCAAAAGCUGAAGAAAAAAAGAUGGGCUCACUGUUGACUAUAUCAGGCUCAAUGGAAGACUCCAGUCGUCCCGAGCGAAGAAAAACGACAACAGAUGUGGUCAAAACAACGAGACCGAGAACUGCAUCAGAGGAAGCCAAGCCAACAAAGGCACAAAAUGCAGCACGAAGGAAAACUCAAGUAGCCAUUGUUCAGGCAACACAGAAAUUCCGGAAAGCUACAUGGAAGGACAGCAAAGAAAUCAGUGAGAGACCACACACAACACGAGUCCUUCAGAUUAACGACAUUGUACCGAUCAUGGAGGAAGAAGCACCAGAAACAAGAACCACGGAAUAUGCGCAUGACGAUACUAUUGAUGCGGCACCAGAGGAAGACACAGAAACCAACGUAAUUCAGAGGAGGUACAAAUUCGGUUUACUGAAGAGCAGGAAACCACUGCUCAAACCGGAAGUGACUAUUCGGAGAAAACAAACGCAUAACAAAUACCAAGAAUCGCCUCCGUACAACGAGCUAACCAGACGCCAUGCAACUCCUGAUAGACUUGAUCUCCGGGAAUCCAAUACGACGUCAGAACCCACAGACCUUUCUGGUCGUCACUAUGACGACACUCCCCACAGUCGUUUGGACGCCAGUGUCGUUGUUCAUUCUCGGAACACAGACCCAGCCUAUUGUGACUAUUGAGAGAUAAAAAACAAUCUUUGUAUUGUAUCACUCAAUAGUAAAAUCGACGAU
Pecten maximus is the source of this 3192-nucleotide messenger RNA. Its product is annotated as transmembrane channel-like protein 3. Gene Ontology annotation, cellular component: plasma membrane. The transcript has 23 exons. Lineage: Eukaryota; Metazoa; Mollusca; Bivalvia; Pectinida; Pectinidae. Gene Ontology annotation, molecular function: mechanosensitive monoatomic ion channel activity. Bases 1 to 3141 code for a protein of 1046 amino acids. The record is from RefSeq and is a predicted model, not a curated record.